AUGAGAGGAUUCCUAACCCGUCUCACUAGAUUUAGCACACACACGAAUCGGCACGUAUCCUCCACCCCCGCGCCGUUGCCGCGCUCUCAGGCCGCAGCCAGCUCAUCGAAAUCAGCCAUGGCCAUAGAUACAGCGCCUUCAGCGCAGUCCAUAUCGGAUUAUACCUCGUGGACGCAUGAGCAGUUGGUCGCGCGCGUUGAGCGGCUCGAGAUCGAGCUGGCGUCACGCCCGGAUAAGCCUUGUCCCGAUAGUCCGGGUCCAGGCCGAUUCAAAAAAGUGACGCGACUCCCACGAGCCUUUGAUCCCUCCAAGUACAGCACGCGACUCGUGGCUUUCAAAUUGGCAUAUUUGGGUAAGCGCUACAAUGGGUUUGAGUUCCAUGCAAACAAUACGACGCCGUUGCCGACGGUGGAAGAGGAACUGUGGAAGGCAUUCAAGACUGCCCGACUGAUCUUUCCGUCUAAAGGGCAGGCAGUUGGGGAUUGGGAAGGCUGCGAGUACAGCAAGUGUGGAAGGACUGAUAAAGGGGUAAGCGCGUUUGGGCAGGUAAUCGGAGUGAGAGUAAGAAGCAAUCGACCACUUGGCCGGAAUAGAGGACACCUGGGCACUAAAGUAGCAAGUUUCGCUGACGCGCCAAUGGUCGAAUUUACACAGCAAGAUUCUAUGCAAGCGCGAGACGAAGCUUCUGAGUCCUUCAAUACCUGGCCCCGACCAAACGCCGUUGAACUCGUAUCACAGCCCCUAAGGCCCUCCCAGACCGCACCGGCGCCAGACGAACCCGAGCCUGAUGACGAACAUGACUUAAACUUCGAUCCCAUCGCCGAUGAGUUGCCAUACGCAGUUAUGCUGAAUCGUCUUCUUCCCCCGGAUAUUCGUAUUCUCGCCUGGUGCCCAGCGCCACCCCUAGGAUUUUCUGCCAGAUUUUCGUGUCGAGAGCGACAGUACCGGUACUUCUUUACACAGCCCGCAUUCAGCCCAAUCCCAUGUCACCUUGACCCAUGUUUUGCGCCCUCAUCGAACGCUAGAGAUGGUUUCCUUGAUAUUGAGGCGAUGCGCGCUGCUGCUAAGCUCUAUGAAGGUCUCCACGACUUUCGAAAUCUCUGCAAGGUCGAUGCGAGCAAACAGAUUGAAAAUUUCGAGCGCCGUAUCUUCCAUGCUGAUAUAGAGGAAGUUUCUGAUGCAACUUCAGUGCUCGCCUUUCUAAAUUCUCCGAAUUUCUAUCCCUCAACAUUGCCAUCGCAACAGCCGGGCUUUCCCAAGCUUUAUAGCUUCACACUACACGGCUCAGCUUUUCUGUGGCACCAAGUUCGCCACAUGGUUGCUAUUCUGUUCCUCGUUGGCCAAGGCUUGGAAAAGGCAUCUAUUGUGAGCGAGCUCCUCGAUGUCGCUCGGAAUCCGCGCCGGCCUAUGUAUGAGAUGGCAGCUGAAACACCACUGGUGCUGUGGGACUGCAUCUUUGCUCAUGAAGAUGAUUCAUCGCGAACAGAUGCACUGCAGUGGGUAUAUCUAGGUGAUUUAUGCGGUACGGGCGAUAGCAAAUUUGGUGUACCUGCAGGUGGUUUGGUCGAUGAUCUGUGGCGGGUUUGGAGGGAGCGAAAGAUUGAUGAAGUACUGGCAGCAAACUUGUUAGGGCUAGUUGUGCGGCAGGGUGUGAGCGUCGAUCGAUUGACAGCGCGACAGAACGGAAGGGGCCGGAGUCAGCGAGUUUUUCAAGGCGGAGAUGCGCCGAGACUGCAUGGCUGCUAUAGACCAGUCAUGCAAAAACCUCUGAUGGAUAGCGUUGAUGUGACGAAUGAACGGUAUGCUCUUCGGAAAGGGUUUGAAAGCGCUGCCGAUUUGAAACAACAGGGAUUCCGGAGGCUAAAUAAGCCUGGACCUGAUCAUGAUCAUACUACAUAG
Molecule: messenger RNA, 1899 nt
Organism: Blumeria graminis f. sp. triticale
Lineage: Eukaryota; Fungi; Ascomycota; Leotiomycetes; Helotiales; Erysiphaceae
Source: the annotation of a GenBank genome assembly